GAAUGGAGCCCCCGCGCGCGCCGGCUCUGCGCCGCCUGCUACCGCCGCUGCUGCUUCUGCUGCUGCCACUGCCCCCGCGCGCCCGGGCCAAGUACGUGCGGGGCAACCUCAGCUCCAAAGAGGACUGGGUGUUCCUGACAAGAUUUUGCUUCCUCUCGGAUUAUGGACGGCUGGACUUCCGUUUCCGAUACCCUGAGGCCAAGUGCUGUCAGAACAUCCUCCUCUAUUUCGACGAUCCAUCCCAGUGGCCAGCCGUGUACAAGGCAGGGGACAAGGAUUGCCUGGCCAAGGAGUCAGUGAUCAGGCCUGAGAACAACCAGGUCAUCAACCUCACCACCCAGUAUGCCUGGUCAGGCUGUCAGGUGGUGUCAGAGGAGGGAACUCGCUAUCUGAGCUGCUCCAGUGGCCGAAGCUUCCGUUCAGUGCGUGAAAGGUGGUGGUACAUUGCGCUUAGCAAGUGUGGGGGAGAUGGGCUGCAGCUGGAGUACGAGAUGGUCCUCACCAAUGGCAAGUCCUUUUGGACGCGGCAUUUCUCGGCUGAUGAGUUUGGGAUCCUGGAGACAGAUGUGACUUUCCUCCUCAUCUUCAUCCUCAUCUUCUUCCUUUCCUGUUACUUUGGAUAUUUGCUGAAAGGUCGUCAGUUGCUCCACACAACUUACAAAAUGUUUAUGGCCGCAGCAGGAGUAGAGGUUCUCAGUCUCCUGUUUUUCUGCAUCUACUGGGGCCAGUAUGCCACUGAUGGCAUUGGCAACGAGAGCCUGAAGAUCUUGGCCAAGCUGCUGUUCUCCUCCAGCUUCCUCAUUUUCCUGCUGAUGCUCAUCCUUCUGGGGAAGGGAUUCACAGUGACACGGGGCCGCAUCAGCCACUCAGGCUCUGUGAAGUUGUCUGUCUACAUGACCCUGUACACUCUUACCCACGUGGUGCUGCUCAUCUAUGAGGCCAAGGUUCUUUGCAGUUCCUGUCAUGGCCCUGAUUGCCAACUUCGGGAUCCCCAAGUGGGCACGGGAGAAAAUUGUCAAUGGCAUCCAGCUGGGCAUCCAUUUGUAUGCGCAUGGCGUGUUCUUGAUCAUGACACGCCCCUCGGCGGCCAACAAGAACUUCCCCUACCACGUGCGCACGUCGCAGAUAGCCUCGGCCGGUGCCCCGGGUCCCGGGGGGAGCGAAUCGGCGGACAAGGCCUUCCCGCAGCACGUCUAUGGGAACGUGACGUUCAUCAGCGACUCGGUGCCCAACUUCACGGAGCUCUUCUCCAUUCCCCCGCCCGCCUCCUCCGCCGGGAAGCAGGUGGAGGAGACGGCGGUGGCGGCGGUGGCGGCCCCGAGGGGCCGCGUGGUGACCAUGGCCGAGCCCGGCGCGGCCUCCCCGCCCCCUCCCACUCGGUUCCCCAAGGCGGCCGACCCGAGCCGGGAUGGCCCGACGCCGUCCUACCAGCCUCUCGUGCCCCAGACGGCGUCGCCGCACACCGGCUUCACCGAAUACUUCAGCAUGCGCACGGCCGGGGGCACUGCACCCCCGGUCUGACACCCCUGCCCACCCCUGCCCCAUGGGCCGCGCGCCGGGCCCCUGCCGGGCCCCGGCCCCUCUCUUCAUCCCGGCCCCAGGGCUGGGCUAUCCCAGGCCUUCCUGACCCUCCCCACCCCGCGCGCCCAGGUAGGGGUGCGAGGUGUCCCGCUCCCCCCACCCCCCGACUCUUGUGCCAAACGGUCCCGCGGGAGCCGCUCUCCCCGUCCCCUCCCUCAGCCCCUGCCCCGAGCGGCGCCGGAUUCUGGGCUCCCGCUGUUCCGUGACCUCCGGCCCCCUGGCCCCCUCCGAGACCUCUGACCCCGUCGGAACCCGGAACACCAGUGAGGAUCGCCGGGACCCUGCCCAUGGGGCGCUCCAGGAGGACUCCACGACCCUGUGCCACUGCUCCCGGGACGGAUAUUGUGAAGCUCGUCUAGACUCUGAAGCCUUCCCUUAGAUCUCUGCGACCUCGGACCCGUGUUCUGUCCACCCCGAUCUCCAUCCUGGGGGCCUCCCUCAGGUCCCCGGCAGAAAGACUUUUAUCCCUUCUUGCCAAAAUAAAGAAGAUUC
This is a messenger RNA of Pteronotus mesoamericanus, 2073 nucleotides long. RefSeq names its product transmembrane protein 145 (gene TMEM145). The coding region runs from base 3 to 1787 and encodes 594 amino acids. NCBI's taxonomy places the organism in Eukaryota, Metazoa, Chordata, Mammalia, Chiroptera, Mormoopidae. The transcript is spliced from 14 exons. Gene Ontology annotation, biological process: response to pheromone; G protein-coupled receptor signaling pathway. The record is from RefSeq and is a predicted model, not a curated record.